This is a messenger RNA of Octopus sinensis (East Asian common octopus), 525 nucleotides long. RefSeq lists its product as uncharacterized. The coding region runs from base 1 to 525 and encodes 174 amino acids. The transcript has a single exon. The record is from RefSeq and is a predicted model, not a curated record. NCBI's taxonomy places the organism in Eukaryota, Metazoa, Mollusca, Cephalopoda, Octopoda, Octopodidae.
AUGUACCACGUUUCCAAAGUUCAAAAUUUGAACUUAUUAAGACGAGAUGCUAUUACAAAACUAAAGAUUUCAAUUGACAAUCUUCUGUUUUCCAGGGAAUCUAACAUGGAAGUAAAGGUGCUAUCUUCUCAUCUCCGUGAAGUAGAUGCACAUUUGCAAGAGUCAUGUUCGAAACUUUGCAAUGAAUAUGUGGAGUUGUUCAAGCCAGAGUUGGGCUGUCUUCAAGGUUUUGAGCUGGAUAUGCAAUUCAAAUCCAAUGCUAAGCCUCUUUUCUGCAAACCAGAGUCUGUUCCUUUCACUCUCCAAGCUGAUUUAACUCAAGCUAUUAAUGCUGGCAUAAAGAAAGGAAUUUGGACUCCGGUUCCAUUCAAUGAAUGGGGUACUCCAGUUGUUCCAGUCCGAAAAAAACAGACGUCCCAAACUACAGGUACGCCCUUACGAAUUUGUGGUGAUUAUUCUGUGACAGUAAAUUCUCAGUUGGAAAUUCAUCAACAUCCACUUCCAUUACCAGAAGAAUUGAUGUGA